Molecule: messenger RNA, 1192 nt
Organism: Cajanus cajan (pigeon pea)
Lineage: Eukaryota; Viridiplantae; Streptophyta; Magnoliopsida; Fabales; Fabaceae
Biological process (GO): biosynthetic process
Cellular component (GO): cytoplasm
Molecular function (GO): isomerase activity
Source: RefSeq, a predicted model, not a curated record
UUGGAAGAAUCUACGAUGGUUGGUGGUGUUGACUGGUAAAAUAAUUGCACAUUAUUAAUGAAGUGAUAAAUGAGAAGGGUGGUGGCAGAGCUUUGAACAGCUUUAGUACUCAUUGGAGACAUCUAUUGAUGGCAGAGAAGGCUGUGAAAUACUGUGUGGUGGACGCGUUUACUGAGUCAGCGUUCAAGGGGAACCCUGCAGCUGUGUGUUUCUUAGAAGAUGAAAGGGACGAUGAUUGGUUGCAAGCUGUAGCUGCUGAGUUCAAUGUCUCUCAGACCAGUUACUUAACUCGCAUCAAUGAGUCUAAACAAACUUCAAUUCCCCGUUUUCAUCUCAGAUGGUUUACUCCUGUUUCUGAGGUUAAACUUUGUGGGCAUGCCACAUUAGCUGCUGCCCACUCACUAUUUUCAUCUGGUUUGGUGGAUACUAAUGUAAUUGAAUUUGUGACUCUAUCCGGAGUGCUAACUGCCAAAAAGAUUCCAGAGAUCAAUAUCACUGGUGUCUCAAACUUGCCAAACGGUGAAGCUCGGGAUGAGUUUUAUAUUGAAUUGGAUUUUCCUGUUGAUCCUGUUACAGAAUUCAGCUUUGAUGUGACUUCACAAAUUUCUGAGGCAUUGAACGGUGCUUCCAUAAUUGAUAUAAAGAGGACACAAAUUGGAGAUGACUUAAUUGUUGAAGUCACAUCCGGAGGAGUAGUGGCAGAACUACAGCCACAAAUUGAUGCAAUAGCUAAAUGUCCUCGAAGGGGGAUGAUUGUUACGGGGAUUGCUCCUCCAGGCUCGGGAUUUGACAUCUAUAGUCGAUUCUUCUGCCCCAAAAUAGGAAUUAAUGAGGAUCCUGUUUGUGGGAGUGCACAUUGUGCAUUGGCAUCAUAUUGGAGCAAGAAACUGGGGAAGUGUGAUUUGAAUGCUUAUCAGGCAUCAGGCAGAGGGGGAGUUCUCAAAAUUCAUAUUGAUGAACAGACCCAAAGAGUGCUUCUGCGUGGUAAGGCUGUUACUGUGAUGGAAGGCUGUAUUCUGGUCUAGUGACAAUAAUUGUUAUUCAAGUGUUACCAUACUUGAAUAAACCUCUCAGCAUUCUGUGUUUGAUACACUAAAAUAAAACAUGGGUAUGCAGUAUAAUACCCAUACCCAUACUUAAUUUUAUACUGUUAUUAUUUUAAUUAUACUUCUAAAAGUAAUUUUUAUUGAUA